Coniosporium apollinis CBS 100218 is the source of this 375-nucleotide messenger RNA. RefSeq lists its product as uncharacterized. Lineage: Eukaryota; Fungi; Ascomycota; Dothideomycetes. The record is from RefSeq and is a predicted model, not a curated record. The coding region runs from base 1 to 375 and encodes 124 amino acids. Gene Ontology annotation, molecular function: oxidoreductase activity. The transcript has 3 exons.
AUGGAAAGUCAACAGCUCCUUGCCCUGACUAUAUGCGGAUACAAGAAGUCCGACAUAUCGGAGGAGGACUAUCGUCAUUACAUGACCAAAGUCCAUGCACCACUCGUGGCGGGCCUGAUGGAGAAGUAUGGAUUUGUAUCAUGGAACAUGACGCACAAUACCAGCGCAACUCGGCCAGAGAUGGCGAAGCUGUACGACCCGCAAUUUGCCAACGUUGCAGAUUACGAUGCCAUUGUACAGAUCGUGUUCAAGGACGUGGAUGACUUCGUUAGGAUGAAGGCGGAUCCACACUUCAUGAAGAGUGUCACACCGGAUCAUGAGAAAUUCGCAGAUACCAAGCGGUCAAAGUACGUGACUCACCUUCGCGAAGAGUAA